Messenger RNA from Penicillium waksmanii, 1044 nucleotides. RefSeq lists its product as uncharacterized. Gene Ontology annotation, biological process: transmembrane transport. The record is from RefSeq and is a predicted model, not a curated record. The transcript is spliced from 4 exons. Gene Ontology annotation, cellular component: membrane. Gene Ontology annotation, molecular function: transmembrane transporter activity. Lineage: Eukaryota; Fungi; Ascomycota; Eurotiomycetes; Eurotiales; Aspergillaceae. Bases 1 to 1044 code for a protein of 347 amino acids.
AUGCCUUUCUCGCUUAAUUCAAAACGCAAAUCUCUCGACAUAAAGAUUGAUGUGGAACUUUCAGAGAUCGCUCCCCAGAGGGAUCUCAUUCUUGAACGAUAUGAGCUUAUAAGGGACAAAUCGGCCGAGGAGCGACGAGAAAUUGAAAAGUCACUUGUUCAAAAACUAGACUUUAAAUUCUUGCCCAUGGUUACAGCAAUGUUGAUGAUGAACUAUCUUGAUCGUAUCAAUGUCUCAAAUGCGCGAUUGGCGGGCAUGCAAAAGGAUCUGGGUAUGAGUGAUCCUCAGUGGUCCGCCGGAAUUUCUAUGUUCUAUGUCGGAUACAUUAUCUCUCAAAUACCUGCCAAUGUUAUCAUCGCCAAAGGAAGUCCUCGUCUUCUCCCUCUUUGCAUGCUCGCCUGGUCUAUAGUCACCAUAUGCAUACCUGCUGUGACAGCGUCAUGGGCAUUUAUCUUUUGCCGUUUUCUUAUUGGUCUUGUUGAGGGGCCUUUCGUUCCUGCUGUCUCGUUGAUGACUUCAUCCUGGUAUACGAAACACGAGUCUCCUCUUCGGAUGGGUAUAUGGCACGCCGGUAACACUAUCUCACACGCGCUGUCGGGUCUUCUUGCAGCUGGAAUCCUUCCCAACAUGGAAAGAGUGGGAAAUAUUAGGGCGUGGAAAUGGUUUCUUCUUCUGGAAGGUAUGGUCAGCAUUGUCGUAAGCUUCUGGUAUAUCCCAAAUUUCCCCAAUUCGACAGGCUCAUACUUCAUUACUGAAGAAGAGUCUGCCAUGGCUCAGUAUCGGGAAUCGGUUUCUGCUGGUGGGCUAUCUGAGGAUGAUUCAGGCGGCCACUGGGAUGGUUUCUGGAAUGCCAUGAAGGACCCUUUUUCGCAUCUCUUUGCGGGUAUUCACUUUUCCUUGAUUAUUGCGCAGUCGUAUAAAGACUUCUUUCCCUCGAUCGUGAAAACUCUUGGAUUUAGCAAUAACAUCACAUACCUCAUUCAAGCACCCCCGCCAGUCAUCGCUUUCUUAGUGACUUUGGGAAUCUCCUGGUCAUCCGGAUGA